Messenger RNA from Epinephelus fuscoguttatus (brown-marbled grouper), 9314 nucleotides. It is a transcript of the gene ahr1b, whose product is annotated as aryl hydrocarbon receptor 1b. The record is from RefSeq and is a predicted model, not a curated record. Gene Ontology annotation, molecular function: protein dimerization activity; transcription cis-regulatory region binding; nuclear receptor activity. Gene Ontology annotation, cellular component: aryl hydrocarbon receptor complex; nucleus. Bases 567 to 3263 code for a protein of 898 amino acids. Lineage: Eukaryota; Metazoa; Chordata; Actinopteri; Perciformes; Serranidae. The transcript is spliced from 11 exons. Gene Ontology annotation, biological process: regulation of transcription by RNA polymerase II.
CUGGUGCAGUCCUGUGAGAGGAGGCGGCAGCAGCAGGGAGGAGGAGAGGAGAGGAGCGCGGCCGGGACUCAGGAGGAGGAGGAGAGGACGGAGAAGAGGAGGCGGAGGAGGAGGAACAGCGUUUAACUUCACAGCGGGUUAACUCAACAUGUCGGGCUGAACUCGUCCUCACGAUGUGAAGUUUAAACGGAGCUUUUAUCGCGGAACGUCCGCAGGAUUUAACCCACCGGCGGAGCGCCAUGGACGGGACAGCCGGAGCGGCAGCUCCCCUGUGACGGUCCGACACGGAGCUACAGUGCGGAGUUCACACGGUGACAUUAAUUACCUUUCAAAAUGGCGUCUUUUUUUAAUCUACUUUAACAUAAAUGAAGUUUAAACCGGACGUCAGCUAACGGCCACACACAGACAGGUCAGACUGAAGCUAGCUUAAAGCGCUGUCAGAUGCCUCUGCUCACUGGGAGGGCUACUGGUUUCUACUGGUUUCCACCGUGUGCGGCUUGUUUACUGUAAAACAAGAGUUUAUGGAUUUCCUCCCGCGUCACUGUGAGUAAACAACAACAACAAACAUGUAUGCAGGACGGAAGAGAAGAAAACCGGCUCAGAAAGGAGUCAAACCGACCCCAGCUGAAGGCACCAAGUCCAACCCGUCCAAACGCCACCGUGACCGCCUGAACUCGGAGCUGGACCGGCUCGCCAGCCUGCUGCCCUUCCCCGAAGACGUCAUCUCCAGCCUGGACAAGCUGUCCAUCCUGAGGCUGAGCGUCAGCUUCCUCCGCACCAAGAGCUUCUUCUCCGUGGCGCUGAAGAAGAACCAGCUGUCCAACGGCGUGAAGAAGAGCAGCGAUCACAGCGGUGGUCGCGUACCUGAGGGGGAGCUGCUGCUGCAGGCCCUGAAUGGCUUCGUCUUGGUGGUGACAGCUGAGGGAAUCAUCUUCUUCUGCUCUCACACCAUCCAGGAUUACCUCGGCUUCCAUCAGACUGACGUGAUGCACCAGAGUGUGUUUGAGCUGAUCCACACUGAAGACCAGCAGGAGUUCAGGAGCAACCUGCACUGGGCUCUCAACCCCCCUGCAGGCCUCAGCCCCCCCACAGAUCCCUCACCAGAUGGCGAGUCGGUGUCGACCUCUUCCUGCCUGGUGAGCUACAACCCCGACCAGCUCCCGCCUGAAAACUCGUCCUUCCUGGAGAGAGGCUUUGUCUGCCGCUUCCGCUGUUUGUUGGAUAACUCCUCCGGCUUCCUGGCGCUGAACAUCCAGGGGCGGCUCAAGUUCCUCCACGGUCAGAGCCGGCAGCAGUGCGACAGCGAGGGGAGCACCCCGCCUCAGCUCGCCCUGUUCGCCAUCGCCACGCCCCUACAGCCUCCGGCCAUCUUGGAAAUCAGGACCAGGAACAUGAUCUUCAGGACCAAACACAAGCUGGACUUCACACCCAUGGCCUGCGACGCAAAGGGUAAAAUUGUUCUGGGCUACACCGAGGCGGAGCUGAGAGUUCGAGGUUCGGGUUACCAGUUCAUCCACGCUGCCGACAUGCUGUACUGCGCCGAGAAUCAUGUCCGAAUGAUAAAGACGGGCGAGAGCGGCCUCACCGUCUUCAGGCUGCUCACGAAGGACAACCGGUGGAAGUGGGUCCAGGCCAACGCCAGGCUCGUCUACAAGAACGGCAAGCCGGACUACAUCAUCGCCACCCAGAGGCCCUUGGUGGACGAGGAAGGAGGGGAGCACCUGAGGAAGAGAUCGAUGCACCUUCCCUUCACCUUCGCCACAGGAGAGGCGAUGCUCUACCAGACCGGUUACCCGCUGCACGGCUUCCCCGAUUCCUUCCAGGGCAAAUCCAAAGGCAGCAAGUCCAAGAAAGGCAAACUGGACAAGAGCUCCUCAGACGACCUGGACCCAAAGUCGCUGCUGGGAGCGCUGAUGAGCCAGGAUGAGUCCGUGUAUGUCUGCCAGCCGGACACGGAGCCUAAGAUGUCGUACCACAGCAGCCUUUUUAGCGAGCAGCAAGGUGACGGUGGCUGUGGUUUGUUAGGCGGUGACAGCUGGCAGAUCCCGUCUAACGGGGACGCAGAGAGAUGCAACAGCAAAGCAUCAAGUUACGACCCACUGCUGGCCACUUUGGACUCCCUGUCUCUGGACGGAGACGAGACGUGCUCCAACAGCGAGCUCUUUAGCGCCCUGGAGAAUCUCGGCCUGAACGCCGAGGACCUGGAGCUGCUGCUGCUGGAUGAGAGGAUGAUCCAGGUGGAGCUGGGCCCCAACCACAUCCCGACGCUUAACGACCUUCUCACCAAUAACGAAAUCCUCUCCUACAUCCACGACUCGCUGGAGACCGCGACAGAAGGAGGGGACAGAGGUGGACUUGGACCGCAGAACACAGACUCCGCCCCCCAGCAGCCACAGACGUGCCCUGCACCCGCUGUCCCUCCACCUCUCCCCAUCACCCAGCUGUCACAACAGAUGCAGCAACACAUCAGUGCAGGCGAGCUGGCGAAAACUCAGCCUGUCAUUCAGUCUGUCUCCCAACCUGCGGACGCCAAGGUUUUAACUAACGGUCACUGGGUGGUGACGACAGGGAACCACCAUCACCCCAACAACCACACCCACCAUCACCCACAUACUGUGCUCAAAGCCUCACAGCUGAACGGUGAACAUAAACACCUUAACGCGCUCCUGGAGUCCAGCCAGCAGUGGCAGCUACAGCAGGACCAGCACCCGCUCCACCUCCAGUCCCAUCAGCAGCUCAGCAGCCAGAGUGCUCCACCACCCGCCUUCCAGAGUCAGCUCGGACUUACCACUAACGGAUCUUACAUCCCAAAUGGACACGCAGCCUUUCCACCCAAUGUGGAGGUCGGCCACGCAGGCUACAACCUCUCCAACGCACUGCACGUAGGUGCUGCUGCGCUGAACGGCGUGACCACACCAGACGUCUGUCACUACCAGAGUCGGCCGUACCAGCUGCACCAGAAACACCAGCAGCAGGUGCCACCAUCCUGUUUGCCCCAGAGCUCUGCGCUGGAGUUGGAGCAGUUACUGGGUCUGUCGCAGCCACAGCACAGCCUGCCGUCGUUAGAGGCUUACAGCAUGUUCAACACCACCACACAGGAACCCUCUCACAGCAAGCUGGAGAACGGCUGCCUCCUCAGUGCCACCAACGCAGCGUACAUCAGGACGUGUCUGAUGCCUAAUGGAAACGGAGUGGCGACAGGCGAUAUCCCCGAUGGACUCCCUGCCCUGCAGGACCCCCAGAAAUCUGGAUUUUUCCUCUGAAAGGAUGAUGGCAGAGUGUCAGAGGAGAAGAGAAGAGAAGGUAGAGAAGAGGCUCAGAAAGGACUUUGCACUCGUGCUACUCUGAGAACCAACCAGGAAAGACGUUUUAUAUCUGUCACGCAUUUUAGUGUUGCUAGCCGCUCGCUCACUGAACGUUUCAUUUUCAUGUUUGGAUAAGAUUUCUGCUCUUUGCUGCCAGUCAGGUGUUUCCUGGUUGCUGGAGCAUGAACCUGACAGGAGCGUCGCUCUCUGACCUGUAUAUACACCGGAGAGACACUCAGCGAGGCCGCUCACUUUAUUAAACCGGGCUCUUUUUAUCUGGUGCUCAGAUAAGUUAAAAAAGAACGAGGAGUUCCUCUUUUGUUGGAUCACUAAAACUGUUCAACAGAGAUAAACUCAGCUCAGACAAUCAGUACGUUAGCUAAGGAUGCACGAUUAGAGGACAAUUUGUGCUAACGUUAAAUAUUGCGAUGACAGUAUUACUCGUGAUGAAUAAACAGAUGUUAAAGUGUAGUCUGCCAAUGCAAAGGAAUAAUAGUUACAGUUUAAAGUGCAGUUGCUGCUCUAAAACUCUCUUUCAACCGACUCCAAAAAUGCCAGAUUGAAAUCUCGCACUUAUAAUGACUGUAAUAAAAACAGUAUCGUGUGCAGCACCAGUUUUAGCACCAUAUAAUGUUGGAGCUGGGCUAUUUAAAGUGCUGUCUACAUAUAUACAGAUAUUUUUCUACAUUUUGGCCUCUUGUCCGCGCACAAACACACUUGUCUUGUGUUGGUUGAACACUCAACGAAGGUCCAGAAGGAUCGAAACAUUGGUGUCACUAGUAAAUUGUGAAGCUGAAGCUGUUCAAGACUCAACUGAUAUUUUCCAACGUUCCUGCGUCUGAGACAGGUGGAUGUCCUGAUACCUUUCUUCAAACCGAGAGUGGGAUUGUUGUCAAUGAAGGCUUUGCUUUGGCUUUGAGUGAGCUCCUUUGUCCUCACAUCGAAGGGGAAUAAACCGUCAUGAAAUCUACAGUCGUCGUUUUUAGCCUUUACACUUCACUACCUUUGCGACGAGGGGAGAAUGUGGGAGUCAUUUUUGCGUUCUCGUGUGUACGGCUAUGUUUUGUAAAUCAAAAGUUGUGUGGACAAAAGGUGAAAAAAUCAGUUUCAAAAAUAUCUGUAUCCAUGUAGACAGGGCCUUAAUUGUCUCACCUUCGUAAUGUGCGUCCUUCACAUCACUGCUGACCAUUUCCUAAAGCGUACUGUGCGUUUUAAGCAAGUAAAUAAAGCUGCAUAAGAUUGACAAGCUCCAGCAUCUAAAAAGGUAGACUGUAAUUGCUAAACCAACGACUGCCUGCAAACUAAGGAAUAUUCCACCUUAAAGCUCCAGUGGGUAAGAUUAAGGGCGGUAUAUCUGCAGAAACUGAAUAUAAUAUAAUAAGUAUGUUUUCUUUAGUGUAUAAUCACGUGAAAAUAAGAAUUGUUGUGUAUUCGUUAGCUUGAAAUGAGCUGUUUAUAUCUACGUAGGAAGCAGGUCUUUGCUUAUGUGGAUUGCCUAGCAGAAGUCCGCUGUCGUACAUAUCUUAUUACUCUAAUGGUAUGUUAGUAGCAAGCAUAAUAGUAGCUAACGUUACUGUUACGUUGUAGAUGCCGGUUGGAAAUGUAAAUGGCUCGCGGCUUACUGUUUAGAAAAGUUACGUAUGCGUGAACGUAACCAACGCGGUGGUGUCCCAAUUCCUAGGGAAAGAUUUCAUAUUUUGUAGGAUCCACGCUAAAAAUGUACGUACGGACAAAAGCCAAAAAUAUUGUGCGCCAAAAAAUAUUUAACAAUUCCGACAAUCAAGCUUCCAUCUGCGUCGCCAAUGUCUUGUCUCCAGAAUGUUCGUAAACGUGGGUCAAGUCUGUUUUUACAGAUCACAACUUUUGUGUGGGAAGUGAUGUACGCCUCUUUCAGGCCUCGUUUGUGCGUACGCAAUGUCAAUAAGGUUUUAGCUGGUCGCAAUCUGUAAAUCCGUCUAAAUCUUACACGCUUGUCCGUUAAAAAAACGAUGGUAUGCUUUUAAAAAAUGGUCUGCAGUGAUACGUAAAGACUUGAUUUGCAGUUAACGGGCUGCAAUGAAGCCUCCAGUGGAGAUUUUAUAACGUCUCUACAGUGUUUAGAUUGAGAACAUUUGUGUGUGAUGAAAUAACAGUCACAAACUUUGUAUAAUAACAAGCUGCUUUCACUGGUGUGUGCGCACCAUUCAACAUGUCUGCUGGUAACCUGCUUGUGUUUCCUCAUACAGGAAUGUUAAUCAUGUGGAGAGGGAAUGUUAAAGACAUUCAGACAAACAGCCACGAGAUUCGGACCGAACACACCAACAGAUUAUUUAGACGUCAGUGUUUGUAGUUGUAGCCGACCUGUAGGGUUCGUAGAUGUCGUUCGUCCUGGUGCUUUAAAUGUCGACAAAACAGCAUUUCAUUCUUAUAUCGUUGAGAUGAGAUUCAAACAGGUGGCGAAGGGUUGAAAUCAGAAAGUUUUUAUUUAUUGCCGUAGAGAAACCAUGUUGCGUCCGUGGCUGCGGCGUCACCGCGUUUAUCCUAAUGCUGCAUUCUAGCCUAUUUGAGGUUUACAAUGAUGUUGUGCACUUACAUGUAUAUUAGCGGCAGAAUCAGAGGAUCUGAUUUGUCCGUCAGUGGCACUGAACUCAAACCUAAAAAAAAGCAUUUUUGUUUCCUGACCGGAGACAGUGUGAAAAUCUCCCGUUAAUGCCUUGUCUCGGCGGCCUCGGGCCAGUCAGACUCCCGCUUACUUUCUCCUGCAGUCGUGUCGCGUGGGAAACGCUGAGUGCACUCACAUGCACACAGUAAUCCAUUAAGGACCUAAUUGUAAAUAAUAGAUUACAACUGAAGGCUGAAGAGGAAGCGCAUGGACGUAUUUCUGGAGUUUUUGUUUUCCUGUGGUCACAAAUGAUUGAGAGAAUAUAUGCACUUACUAAAAUGUAGGAAACAGUCUCUUCUUUUUUUAACUUUAAUCUCUGGUCAUUAUGUUCAUGUGUGGAAAUCAAUUUAAAGUGAAGAUCAGAGGCAAAGUGAAAGUGCUCCCUGAUCUGUAGCAUCAGCUGGAGACUCAAACCAAACCAUGCUAGCCAGGCCAGGCUAAACAGAGCUAACAGACGGACACAAGCUCAGACAAAGAGUUGUGUCCUUCCUUUGCAGUGUAGACUUUCCUACAGGACUGGGAAAUGCUCACAUACAGAGAUGAUGUGUUUCAACUUCUGUUAAAGGGUAAGUUUGGUAUUUUUCUACCUCUGUUUUCCAAUGUGACGAAUGGGAACAGCAGUUUUUGAAACUGGUCCAUUACAGGCUGCAAUAUAACCACUCUGAGCAUGUUUGCACCGCCAAUGUACGUCCACUAAAAGGCUCAGAUUGUUAUUCUAAGUGUCUGACAUCUAGGGCUGUCCCAAACAAUUAUUUUUCCAACGAUUAAUCUAGUGAUUACUUUUUCGAUUAAUCGACUAAUCUAACAAUUCAUUUUUCAAUUAGUUUAACGAUUAUUUUUUCAAUUAUCGAUUAUUUUUCCAUUAUUUGAUUAAUGAGGCAAUUUAAACAAUAUUAAUUCCAAAACAUUUCUUAUUAACAUUAACAUUUAUUGAAACAUCAGUUUCAAUGUUUCCCCUACCAUUAUAUUAGCCCGCCCCCCUUGAAGGUCAAGUUAAUUUUAUUUAAUUUUAUAUUCUACGUAAAUACGUUGACGCUAAUAAUUCGCGUCGACGUAUUUACGUAGUCGAUGACGUCAACGCUAAUAAUUCACGUUGACGUAUUUACAUCGUCGAUGACAUCGACGCUAAUAAUUCAUGUCGAAGUAUUUAUGUAGUCUAUGACGUCGACAGUAAUAAUUUGCGUCAACGUGUUUAUGUGGUCGACGACGUCGACGCUAAUAAUUCACGUCGACGUAUUUACAGAGUCGAUGACAUUGACGCUAAUAAUUUACGUCAACGUACUUACGUAGUCGAUGACAUCGACGCUAAUAAUUCACGUCGACGUAUUUACGUGGUCGAUAACUAAUAAUUUGUGUCGACGUAUUUACAUAGUCGAUGACGUUGACGCUAAUAAUUAACGUCGAUGUACUUACGUAGUCGAUGACAUCGACGCUAACAAUUCACGUCGACGUAUUUACGUGGUCGAUGACGUCAACGCUAAUAAUUCACGUCGAUGUAUUUAUGUAGUCGAUGACGUCGAUGCUAAUAAUUCGCGUCGAUGUAUUUAUGUAGUCGAUGACGUCGAUGCUAAUAAUUCGCGUCGACGUAUUUAUGUAGUCAAUGACGUCGACGCUAAUAAUUCUCAUUGUACUAGCCCCUACCCCUUGACAGACUGUGCUACGUUCCGCAACCUCUCUUACCUUUUUCAGUCAAAUAAGUGUCAAAAAGGUGAAAUAUUCAAUAUACGAGUUUUUCUCUUUCACCAAACUAAGACUGAAGCUAGCUCAAUUUUCUGUUAGCUUAUCGUAAAACACACUUUAUUCAAACUCAAAUCCAUCGUAGUUAUUCUUGUUAGCCAUCUACGUAGUUCAUCAUUUCAUAAUGUUGUCAGAGACUUAGAAUAACAGUCUGAGCCUGUCAGUGACAAAAACAAACUGUCAGUGGACGUAAAUUGACGGUGCAAACAUGUUCGGAGUGGUUAUAUUGCAGCCUGUUUUGUCUCUAUUAUUACUCGUGGGACAACAGGGUGCAGGUUGAAAAAUCCAGAACUUACCCUUUAACCCACAAGAUGUAGGGUCUGAAAGUGUCCUACUUCAGUCGUAGCAUCAAACCAGACACUGUAACAAACACCACUGCACACGCUGAGACUUUAUUCAGCUGUCCUGAGGACAGUUUAGUGUCUUUGUUGUCUUUGUUUUUGUUUGAAUGUCACACAGUCAAACAAACUCGUCACCAGACUUCCUCUAAACAGUAAAACGAAACUGGAUUCCUUCUUGAGUCGUCACCUGGACACGAAAGCUCGUGCUGCGUUCACGUCACGUCAGAUAAGCUGUGAAUAACAAGCAGCUUCUUUACUGGAGAUUAUGUUGAAGAAAAUGAUUUAAUGUCUGAAUAUCAAGAGCUGUGAUUUCUAAUUUUUAAUUUAGUGUAAAAUCAAAAUAAUCAGGUCUGACGUGACGUGAACGCAGCGUCGCUCACUUCUUAAAGGCGUAAAAACGACAGGCUGGACAGCAUUUAGCAUUUAGCACCGCCUCCAAAACCAAAUGAGAAACAUGUGAACACACGUGUGUCUGCAGUCGCUCCAUCGUUGAAUGUCUUGUGUAAACCGUAACGGAAAAACAUGAAGCUUUUAUUUCACUACAAAAAAGGUGCUUCGAAGUGCUCUGUGGAUUUCAGUAGUGUUAGCUGAUGACGAACGUCACGACAACAAAAUGCAUUUACAGAUUUUUGCCUCUUUUUGUUUUUGUAAACUGACUUUUGGUAUAAAACAGAAUAUUUAAACCAGUUGUGAGAUCAAAUGCUGUAUGAAAGAUUAUAAAAUGGCAACCAUAUUCCAAGGCGCUUUAAAAACAUUAAAAAAAAAAAAGGUUGUGUGUAUAUAACUGUGUUUUUUAUGGCGUUGUUGCAAGCACUACUUUACAAUCACUGCUCUUACAAACUCUUUCUCCGGCACUGAAAGUAGUCUUGUAGAAGAAAAGCAUUUUAUGACUCCAUGUUGUGUGAAUAUUGUUCCCAAGAGUCGUGUUUUAUCUUUGUGUCAUGUUCGUCACUUGAGCUCAAAAGAAAAAACGGUGCCAUAACGGUAAGAUGUCCAUCAUCCGAACACUUGAGCUACAUUUUACAUGAACGUCUUUUUUUUAAUCCACUUUGUCCACCAGUGUUUUAUAUUUUCAUUGUGUUCAUCAGUCGAACUCUGGAACCAAACUCUCUGUACGCUGUUUUCUCGUGGUUCUUUUUUUCUUGUUCUGUUUUUUAAAGCACACAGACUUUAUUUUGCUACUUUUAUCACUGAAGGUCGUAGCUGUCUUUUUAAAAAUGCAGUCUGUCUUUGAGCCGUGUGUUGAAAAUGUGCUCUUGGAUCCUGGAAAUAAAGGAUUUUGUGCAAUCA